UGAGAGGGUCUUCGCUGCAGCCUGCGGAAAGGGGCGGUGACGGACCACUGUCAGUCUCAUACCUUAUAUGGAAAUUGGACUAUUACAUUCCGGAAAUGAAGGGGGCGCUAUUUUCACAGUCACUAGUAUAAAUACCUUAAAGAAGCGGGGUAAGAAGUUUGAGAGGUUUCACCACUGACAUUUGCCACGCGAUCCACAAUGCAAAAACCAGGAAGUCAGCAAAAGAUGCACGUAUCAAUUUGUAACACUGGGAUCGGAGCUAAAAUUGUUCCGUACUGCAUGAACAACAAGUACUACUGUCCCCUUUGCUCAUACAGUGCGGAUGAGUCUUACAAGGUUAAGAACCACAUUGCAAGAACUGCUGUGGUUCAACAUAACGAAUUCCAUAUCUUCAGAUGUGGCCUACCAUGUAGAGACACCACUCACUUCCAUUGUCCUUACUGUUUUUCCACCAUUGACAGAAGGGACAGGUUUGUUAAUCAUUUGGUUAAUCACAGAAUGACUUUUCACAUGGUGUCCAGCUGUGCAGCAGCCCAGCCACCUGUCCACCUACCAGCUACAGACAUCCAGGCUACACAGGCGCCUGUCCGUCCAGCAGCUACAGACAUCCAGGCUACACAGGCGCCUGUCCGUCCAGCAGCUACAGACAUCCAGGCUACACAGGCGCCUGUCCGCUCAGAAGAUAUGAUUACAUGUGAAAUGUGCAAUCUGCGCCUGAGAAAAAAGAAUCUUCGUAUUCAUUUGAAAAGAAAACACCAUGAAAAAGUGGAGCUGAUUUCACAAAAUCAUCAUUUAAGGAGUCAGUGUGUGGAUGCAAAAAAAGGUGUUUUUGCUGUUCAGAAAUCCUUUUGUGGUCCAUCAAAACCUAUACAUGUAAUCAAAAACACCUGGUCACAAUUUCACAGAUCAGAGUGUGAGCUUGACAGGUGUAAUGUGAAUGCACAAUUUGCCAAGCGAAGUGGGAUUUUGCCUUUUGAGUGUGAACACAUUCAAUCAUUACGCUUUUGUCCACGCGCCACAGACUCAGAAGGACCUCUGUCUGAAACUACCCUCAACAUCCUGGUUGACAACUUAUGGUUCAGUGUUAAAAGAAAAGAAGAACUUUUAAAAAAUCAGCAAGAGGCGCUAUCAAGUAAUACGCCGUUUUCAGUUCUUCUUUUUGGCAGUGGGACAGACACAACUUUUCACGUGUCUAUCUUUGAACCAAAAAUGGCAUUUUUCAGCAGACUUGGAAGGGUGAUUGUCACUUACGACAAAGGAAAAAAUACCUGGCAUUGUGCAUGUACAGAGGGCAAAAGGUCCUGUACGCACAAGGCUACGGCAAAGUGGCAUCUUUUUGAAAAAAUGCCAGACAUGUUCAAAGCAGCAGUACAUUCAGAGGAGGAUGUUAUGUGUGGGACAACAGUAUCAGAAUGUCAGGAGGAAAGUGGUUCCAUUACUGAUGAUGCAGCAGAGAGGAUAAUCAAGUAUUUGAUUUACCACAAGAAAAUACCUGCUGAUCUUCCUGACAGUCUUAUCACCAGAAGUAGAGACGCCAAGUCUCUCAAUGGGUUCCCCAAACAUCUGAUCCCAUCAGAGACUGAAUGCACAGAAUGUGGACA
Messenger RNA from Poecilia latipinna (sailfin molly), 1601 nucleotides. RefSeq lists its product as uncharacterized. NCBI's taxonomy places the organism in Eukaryota, Metazoa, Chordata, Actinopteri, Cyprinodontiformes, Poeciliidae. The record is from RefSeq and is a predicted model, not a curated record. The annotation marks the transcript as partial. The transcript has 3 exons.